Molecule: messenger RNA, 1356 nt
Organism: Oikopleura dioica
Lineage: Eukaryota; Metazoa; Chordata; Appendicularia; Copelata; Oikopleuridae
Source: the annotation of a GenBank genome assembly
AUGGUUGAAGCAGUGGGAAUAGAGAGAAGUGAUACGAACAUCACAACCAGAUCAAGGCAGAGUGCAAGAUCAGGAAGAUCAUCAAAGUUUUCUAAGUACACAAAAGCUUCAGAAGCUGAUGAUAAUGCUCCCAAAAGACCCCAGUGGGACUAUGAUACAGACAUAGAAGACGAAAAAAGCGACUCAGUAAAUGAGUACGACAGCAGUUCAAGUGCUCGGCGGCUUUACCAAAAUGCAUGCAGAAUGUACGGAACAAUUCCAGUGUCUUAUUUCUUGAGGCACAAUGAAGACGCAGAGUUAAAACUCGACUAUCAUCAAAUUGGCCCUCUUGGAGCAAGAGCGAUCGCUGUUGCUUUGACUUGUAAUACGAAGAUUCUCUCUUUCUCCGUCAGAGACAACGGAAUCGGAUCAGAAGGCGCUCUUGCAAUGGCUGAAAUGCUAACAGAAAACAACUACAUACAGUCUCUCGAUCUUUCCGAAAAUGACAUCGGCAAACUCGAAAAGUGCUAUUUAGGCAAUGAUGCUAUCCAAGGAAUGAGCAAGGCUCUUGCUGACAGCCAGAAACUCACGACGUUGAAUCUAUCGGGAAACCAAUUUAGUGACGGAAAGGCACUUGGUCAGGUCGUUGCUGAGAACGCCUCCUUGAAAAGCAUAAACCUCAGUUGGAAUCAGUUCGUGAAUCCGGCCAUUUUGGAUACUCUUGCUGAAAAUGUCGCCCUCACAAGAAUCGAUCUAAGCUACAACGGACUCACCGAUGCCGGCGUCAAGAGUCUAAUCAACUUCCUUACCAAAAAUAAUGUCGUCGAACAGCUUGAUCUUAGUUGUAACAGACUCGGUCCCAAUUCUGCGAUCGCAAUUGCAGAGGGACUCAAGACAAACACUACUUUGAAGGAGCUCUCGUUGAAACGCAACCCUUGGUUGGCUCCGGGAUGCUUGAUCAUCGCAAAAUCGAUCGUCGCGAAUCUGGAACUUGAUUUGGAAUUGCUCGAUUUUUCAGAUAUCUCGGUGUGCAAAGAGUUCAACGAGCUGAAUUUGAAAGAAGUCAGGCCAAACAUGAAGGUAAUCAUUGGAGGAACUUUCGUCGAGCGAAAGAAGAAAAAGCCAAAGAUGGACCCGAUGACAAUGCUCAAAACGUACAUGGAGCAGCAGAAUCUGAGGCUCGUCGAUUUCUUCAACAAAUUGGAUACAGACGGAAGCAUGAGCCUUAGUCGUGAGGAGUUCAAGAGUGGAAUCCAAAUGGCAGGAAUCCCGAUGACUGAGAAUGAGAUUGAGCUUCUUCUCGACGUUCUUGAUAAAGACGGUGACAAUGAGAUUAACUACAGUUUCGCAAAAGAAAAACUCAAAAUGACCAUCUAA